CCCCCAACCCUGCCACAGACCCGCGUCAGGACGACCCUGCCUCCGCAGCUGUCCCUGGCCAGGGCCCAACCUUGUUCUAUUAAUAACUAAGCAAACUAGAACACCUCGGUCGGAGGCUGGGGUGCGCGGCCGCUGCACCUGCAGCCUGAACCCGGGGGCCCUGACACGCCGCAUUUUGGGCUGGGACCAGCUGGAGCCGGAAGCGGAGGUGCUGUGUCGCUAGCCGGAGACCGGAAGCGGAAGCGCCCUUGUGUCUUGUGAGAAGAGGCGUGCUUGCAGCGACUGAGAGUCUUAUCGGUCUCCGUGAGAGGUGCUUUGUUCCACAAAGUAUAAUUCAAGCUCAGAUUUGUGUUGAAACCAGCCUCAAGGUUCACCUAUCUUCACUGAUCCGUGGACUUCUAUAUGAUCAGAGUGUCGCUCUGUCGCCCAGGCUGGAGUGCAAUGGUGUGAUCCCGGCUCACUACAAGCUCUGCCUCCCACGUUCACGCCAUUCUCCUGCCUCAGCCUUCCAAGUAGCUGGGAUUCCAGAGUGCUGUCCUGAGAGCGCUGCAGGAUAAGGAAGGAGGGUCCUGCUUCCCGGCUGCCCUGUUGCUGUCGGAGUUACAGGAUGGCGGCCGUCAUCCUGCCCCCAACUGCUGCUCCGUCUUCCCCGUUCCCAGCCUCUCAGCGAGAAGGACACACAGAGGGUGGAGAGCUGGUGAAUAAGCUCCUGACAAGCUGGCUACAGGGCUUGGUGACGUUCGAGGAUGUGGCCGUGGAGUUCACCCAGGAGGAGUGGGCAUUGCUGGACCCUGCCCAAAGGACACUGUACAGGGACGUGAUGCUGGAGAACUUCAGGAACCUGGCCUCCUCACUGGGGAACCAAGUUGAUAAACCUAGUCUGAUCUCCCAGUUGGAGCAAGAAGAUAAAGUGAUGACAGAAGAGAGAGGAAUUCUCUCAGGUACCUGUCCAGAUGUGGAGAAUCCACUUAAAGCCAAAGGGUUAACUCCUAAGCUGCAUGUUUUUCGAAAAGAACAAUCUAGAAAUAUGAAAAUGGAGAGGAAUCAUCUUGGAGCAACACUCAACGAAUGUAAUCAGUGUUUUAAAGUCUUCACCGCAAAAUCUUCCCUUAAGCGGCACAUGAGGAUUCAUACUGGAGAAAAACCCAAUCACUGCAGUGAAUGUGGGAAAUCCUACAGCAGCAGAUCUUACUUUGCUAUUCAUAAGAGAAUCCACAAUGGGGAGAAACCGUAUGAAUGCAGUGACUGUGGGAAAACCUUCAGCAGCAGAUCUUACCUUACUGUUCAUAAGAGAAUCCACAAUGGGGAGAAACCCUAUGAAUGCACUGACUGUGGGAAAACCUUCAGCAAUUCCUCAUACCUCAGACCACACUUGAGAAUUCACACUGGAGAAAAACCCUACAAAUGUAACCAGUGUUUUCGUGAGUUCCGCACUCAGUCAAUCUUCAAAAGGCACAAGAGAGUUCAUACAGGGGAGGGUCAUCAUGUAUGUAAUGAGUGUGGAAAGGCUUUCGUCACGAGGUCGUCUCUUUCUUCACACUAUAGCAUUCAUACAGGGGAGUACCCUUAUGAAUGCUACGAUUGUGGGAGAACCUUCAGGAGGAGGUCGAAUCUGACACAUCACAUAAGAACUCAUACUGGAGAAAAACCCUACACAUGUGAUGAGUGUGGGAAAUCUUUUACCAAUAGCUUUUCUCUUACAAUUCACAGGAGAAUACAUAAUAGAGAGAAAUCCUAUGAGUGCAGUGAUUGUGGAAAAGCCUUUAAUGUUCUCUCGUCUGUUAAGAAACACAUGAGAACUCACACUGGAAAAAAACCCUAUGAAUGUUCUUAUUGUGGGAAAUCCUUCACAAGUAACUCCUACCUUUCUGUGCAUACGAGAAUGCAUAAUAGGCAAAUGUGAAUUCGAUAACUGUGGGAAAAGCAUUCAUUGAUCUUUCUUUUUUUUUUUUUUUUUUUUUUUUGAGACGGAGUCUCGCUGUCGCCCAGGCUGGAGUGCAGUGGCGCGAUCUCGGCUCACUGCAGGCUCCGCCCCCUGGGGUUCACGCCAUUCUCCUGCCUCAGCCUCCUGAGUAGCUGGGACUACAGGCGCCCGCCACCUCGCGCGGCUAAUUUUUUGUAUUUUUAGUAGAGACGGGGUUUCACCAUGUUAGCCAGGAUGGUCUCGAUCUCCUGACCUCGUGAUCCGCCCGCCUCGGCCUCCGAAAGUGCUGGGAUUACAGGCGUGAGCCACCGCGCCCGGCCUGAUCUUUCAUGCCUCAGAUAACAUGAGCGAACUCUAACCAGAUGUAUGAAUCACCUGCUACUGUGUAACAAGUUACCCCCCAAACUUUUGUGGCUUCAAACAAAAACACUUGUAUCUCACAAUUUUUGUAGGUCAGGAAUUCAGAAACAACGUAGCGCUAUAGUUCUUCAGGAUCUCUCAAGAGGUUACAGUCCAGAUGUCAGCAGAACCAUAAUCCAGAAUUUUUACUGGUGAAGGGACCACUUCCAAAUGGCUCACUCACAUGCCUGACAAGUGCAUGCUAGCUGUUUCCAGGGGACCUGCACUUCCAAACCACGUAGGCCUCUCAACAGAGCUGAGUUUCUUUAUGGAAGCAACUUCUCCCCAAAGCCAGUGAUCUAAAGGAGCCAACACAGAAAGCAUAAUGUCUUUUAUGACCUCACUUCAGUGAGAUAUGUUUUCAUGUCCCUGUUACAUUGGUCAUACACACCAAUCCUGAUACAAUGUUGAAGAACACCACAGGAGGUACGAACAGUAGACAUUCGGAACCAUGUGGAAAGCUUGCCAUGAAAUCAGUGGAGGAAAGCCUUCAGCUGACCCUCAUUUUUUUUUUUUUUUUUUAAGACAAUGUCUUGCUCUGUCACCCAGGCUGGAGCACAGUGGUGUGAUCACAGCUCACUGCAGCCUCUACUUCCUGGGAUCAAGUAAUUCUCCUGCCCCAGCCUCCAAUGUAGCUGGGACUACAGGUGCAUGACACCAUGUCUGGCUAAUUUUUUUUUUUUAACUAGAGGGAGAGUUUUGCCAUGCUGCCCAGACUAGUCUCAAACUCCUAGGUUCAAGCAGUCAUUUCAUCUUGGCCUCCAAAAGUACUGGGAUUACAGGCAUGAACCACCACACCCAGCCAACUUCUAAUCUGAUCAAUAUGGGAGUAGCAUUCAAUAACCCACAGGUUAACUCAAUCUAGAGAGAAAUCUUGUGAGUGUAAUGUGUAUGGUAAAACCUGGAGCUCAAACUCUUUCCCCCUACCGAAAAAAAAGUAUCUACUGGGGAGCUGCCCAGGUAAUGCAGUAGCUGUAGGAAAGCCUUCAGUGAUGGCCUCAGGGAGUCACAUGACAACUCACAAUAAGGGGAAACCCUGUGUGUGGCAUCAAAAACGGAAAACCAUUCAGGGGACACUCAUUCCUUUAGUCACAUUUCGGAGAUCAUACAACAGAGGAAUAUGUUGAGUAUACACAGUGUUGAAAAGCCUGUGACACAAACAGUCAUGUUACCAAGCACAAGACAGUAUAGUUUAGUACGCUAUAAAAGCCUUGAAUAUUCUCUGCAUUUUUAAGAAGUGAGAUUCAUACUAGAAAAACCAUUGAAUUCCAUCAGUAUUAGAACGUCAUUUUUCCACAUUUUUUAGGAACCUAACUCAGUGUAAGAUAACUAUUCAAUUUAUUUUUUGAGACAGGGUUUCAUCUGUGCCCAGGCUGUAGCACAGUGGUGCAAUCCUGGCUUAUUGCAACCUCCGCCUCCCAGGCUCAAGGGAUCCUCCCACCUCAGCCUCCCAAGUAGCUGGGACUGUAGGCACAAACCACCAUGCCUGUCUACUUUUUGUAAAGAUGGGGAUUCACCAUGUUGCCCAGGCUGCUCUCAAACUCCUGGGCUCAAGUGAUCCACCUGCCUCAGCCUUCCAAAGUGCUGGGAAUACAGCAACAAGCCACCACUCCCAGCCAGAACUUCUUAAGAUAAAGGAUGAGGGAAUGUUUUCAGUGAUAUCUCUUACAUUAGGAAAAAUAUGAAAAUGUUCCUUGGAUGCAAUACCCAUGAGUAUAUUAAUUUCAGAAAAAUUUUCAGUGAUUCCUCCCUUUAUACAUGAGAGAAUUCAUAUAGAGGAAGCCCUAGGAACAUAAUCAAUGUUAGGAUGCCUUACCUCUUAACUGAGUGGCCACACAGUAACUUACACUGAGAACAAAAGGUAUAAGUGCUAGGAAUGUGGAAUUACCUUCAUCAGUGUCUCAUUUGUAGGUUGGGUCACUAGCUCAUUCAUUUUCAGUCUUUUAAUAGAAACAUUUAUGGCUAUAGCAGUCCUGAAAAUCUUACUACCUUGUUUUAUAUACAGUAUAUUUAUUAUAAUUCUAAAACAUCAAUACACCAAAUACUCAGAAAGGUAUUUCCAAACAGCUCCUGAGUGAUCUAGUUUGUUAGAAAUUAGACAAUAUUUGCCAGGCGUGGUGGCUCACACCUAUAAACCUAGCAUUUUGGGAGGCUGAGGCGGGUGGAUCACUGGAGGUCAGGAGUUUGAGACCAGCCUGGCCAACAUGGUGAAACUCUGCCUCUACUAAAACAUACAAAAAUUAGCCGGGUGUGGUAGCAGGCACCUAUAAUCCCAGCUACUCAAGAGGCUGAGGAAGGAGAAUCACUUGAACCCGGGAAAUGGAGGUUGCAGUGAGCCGAGAUCAUGCCACUUCACUCCAGCCUGGACAAAAGAGUGCAACUCUGUCUCAAAAAAACAAAUCAGACAAUAUUUGAUAUAUUUUUUUCUAAUUUAAUAGCAUUUUGUCAGAGUACAUGGACUUUGUGAUUUUGGUUGUUUUCUCUUUGUGUCCUAAUAUAAUAAAUACUGUUUCUUUUUUUUUGGGAUGGAGUCUUGCUGUGUUGUCCAGGUUAGAAUGCAGUGGCGCAAUUGCAGCUCACUGCAAGCUCUGCCUCCCAGAUUCACACCAUUCUCCUGCCUCAGCCUCCCAAGUAGCUGGGACUACAGGUGCCCGUCACCACGCCCGGCUAAUUUUUCGUAUUUUUAGUAAAGAUGGGGUUUCACUGUGUUAGCCAGGAUGGUCUCAAUCUCCUGACCUCGUGAUCCGCCUUGGCCUCCCAAAGUACUGGGAUUACAGGCGUGAGCCACCACGCCUCGUGCAAAUACUGUUUCUUAAUAUUCAUUCUCCUUACUUAAAAAAAAGACAAGUUGUCAAUGAGCAGUAUUGAAAAUGUACAGUGGGGCCAGGCACCCUGGCUCAUGCCUAUAAUCCCAGCACUUUGGGAGGCCGAGGUGGGUGGAUCACCUGAGGUCAGGAGUUCAAGACCAGCCUGCCCAACAUGGUGAAACCUCGUCUCUACUAAAAAAAAUACAAAAAUUAGCUGGGUGUGAUGACGGGUGCCUGUAAUCCCAGCUACUUGGGAGGCUGAGGCAGGAGAAUCGCUUGAGCCUGGGAAGUGGAGGUUGCAGUGAGCCGAGAUCGCACAACCACACUCCAGCUUGGGCGACAGAGUGAGACUCCAUCUCAAAAAAAGACGUACAGUGUACCAGGCUUUCCUGAAGCUUAGACAGGCUUUAUCCCACUCUGCUGGCUAAAAGAAGUAGGAAUAACGCACUGGGUGAGACACCAUCUGGCUUAUUCUCAUCUAUUUUCUUUACAUUCUUUCUUUUGGAAAGUGGACACAAAGCAUAGAGUUAAAAGAGCCUUUUUUUUUUUUUUCACUGUGAUGAUAAAAACCACAGUGCAGGGGCUGGGCACGGUGGCUCAUGCCUGUAAUCCCAGCACUUUGGGAGGCCGAGGCAGGCGGAUCACCUGAGGUGGGGAGUUCAAGACCAGCCUGACCAACAUGGAGAAACCCUGUCUCUCCUAAAAAUACAAAGUUAACCGAGUGUGUUGGCGUGUGCCUGUAAUCUCAGCUACUUGGAAGGCUGAGGCAGGAGAAUUGCUUGAAACUGGGCAGAGGUUGCAGUGAGCCAAGGUUGACCCACUGCACUCCAGCCUGGGCAACAAGAGCGAAACUCCGUCUCAAAAAAAAAAGAAGAAACAGUGCUGAAAAAUCACAGUGAUUUGAGUUCUUCAGAAACCUUUGAUUGGCUGCAUUGGCUCUGUUCUGCAUAUUACUAGACUUCUUACAUGAUCACAAGUAACCACUAACUGGCCAAAACCAAAGAGAGAGAGAGAGAGUGUGUGUGUGUGUGUUUGGUUGGGGGGGUGUUCUGUUAGCUUCCAGGUGAAUGCAUUAUCUGUUAAUCCUGUUUUUUGAUCUGUUUUUAUAAGUGCUCCAUGAUUCUUUGAAAACAGUAUAGUGUGUAUCUAAUUUUUGGAUACAGGAUGGACAUAUAUACUCAAACUAAUUGUGUUUUUCAAUAUGUACUGUAUUUUUUUCUCUUGACCUGACUUAGUGAUAGAGGUAUAUUAAAGUCUUCCACUAGCAUGGUGGAUUAACAAA
Molecule: messenger RNA, 6412 nt
Organism: Symphalangus syndactylus (siamang)
Lineage: Eukaryota; Metazoa; Chordata; Mammalia; Primates; Hylobatidae
Gene: ZNF557
Product: zinc finger protein 557
Biological process (GO): regulation of transcription by RNA polymerase II
Molecular function (GO): DNA-binding transcription factor activity; RNA polymerase II cis-regulatory region sequence-specific DNA binding
Source: RefSeq, a predicted model, not a curated record